GGACUUUUAAAAUAGUACUUGUUGCAGGAGACUGUUAGUUCUGAGGAGAAUUUCUUGAUUCCAACCAGCAUUCCAAAGAGGAAAGAAACUGUUAGAAUGUCAGAUCCAAAACCCAUUACCAAGGAGAAAAAAAAGCCAGUAGUACCUGGCCAUACAGGACGAAGAUCUCUCCCUCCAAAUGUUUCCAAUCGAGAAGAAGAUGAGAUCCCAACCAUGGAAUUGUUUGGUGUACUUCCGAGAGGAACCAACAUGAAAGUUUACCUGGAAGUUCAAGCUGUCCAUCUGUUCAAGAUGCAAUAUGAAAAAAAUAAGAAAGAACAUCAUACUGACAAAUACGUAAACGACAAACUCAUCAUACGCCGUGGACAGACUUUCAGUAUCCAGAUCGAUUUUGAUCGUCCCUACAACCCUGAUACAGACCAGUUUUGGGUUGAAUAUAUCAUAGGUCGCUAUCCACAGCAAAGCAAAGGCACAUAUAUACCAAUUCCAAUAGUGGACAAACUAGAAGUAGGAAAAUGGGGAGCAAUAAUCACUCGCAAAGAACACAACUCUGUCAACUUAACCAUUUUAUCUGCACCAGACUGCAUUAUCGGGAAAUUCAGAAUGUAUGUGGCUGUACUAACACCCCAUGGCAUUAUGAGGACAAAUAGGAACGCUGAGACAGAUACUUACAUUCUCUUCAACCCCUGGUGCAAAGAGGAUGCAGUGUACAUGGAUGAGGAGCAAGAGUUAGAGGAGUAUGUCAUGGAUGAUGUCGGUGUGGUUUUUCAUGGAGAUAUAACCAACAUGAAGACAAGAAGCUGGGAAUAUGGGCAGUUUGAAGAACGGGUCCUUGAUGCUUGCCUUUAUAUAAUGGACAAAGCUCAACUAGAUCUUUCUGGACGAGGAAAUCCUAUCAAAAUUAGUCGAGUUGGAUCUGCAAUGAUAAAUGCCCGCGAUGACGAUGGUGUAAUUGCUGGCAGUUGGAAUAAUGACUACACUAUGGGAGUGUCUCCAUCCGCCUGGACUGGGAGUGUAGAUAUCUUGGUUGAAUAUCACAGUUCUGGUCUGCCUGUAAGAUAUGGGCAGUGCUGGGUCUUUGCUGGGGUUUUCAAUACAUUUCUUCGAUGCUUGGGAAUACCAGCACGACUUGUUACCAAUUACUUCUCUGCUCAUGACAAUGAUGCCAACCUCCAAACUGACGUCUUCUUAGAUGAAGAUGGAAAAACUAACACCUCACUCACUAAAGACUCCAUCUGGAAUUACCAUUGCUGGAAUGAGGCCUGGAUGACACGGCCUGACCUUCCUGUGGGUUUCGGGGGAUGGCAAGCGGUUGAUGCGACACCGCAGGAGACCAGUGACGGUAUGUAUAGAUGUGGUCCGGCAUCUGUUCAAGCUAUUAAGCAUGGUCAUGUCUGCUUCCCAUUUGAUGCACCAUUUAUUUUUAGUGAGGUAAACAGUGAUAUUGUGUACUCAAAGGUAUUGAAAGAUGGGACAAAAUCAAUUGAGUAUGUUGACAAAUCACAUGUGGGUCAAAAGAUCGUAACAAAAGAAAUUGGAGUAAAUGGUGCACAUGACAUAACAGACUCAUACAAAUUCUCUGAAGGCACAGAAGAAGAGAGACUAGCCCUUGAUGCUGCACUGAUGUAUGGUGUCAAAAAGGAAAUCAGAGAUGAUGAUCAGCUGCAGUCUGUGCCCGAUGCUGAUAUGGACUUUCAGGCAGAUAAUGCAGUAUUUGGCAGUGACUUCAAAGUCACUUUAACUUUCAAGAACCAGAGCUCAAAUCGUUAUACAAUAGCUGCUUUUCUAACUGGACAUAUUGUUUAUUACACCGGAGUCCUGAAAGCUGAAUUCUUGAACAAAGACCUUAAUGUGACAUUGGAGCCCACAUCAUCUAAAGCAGUUGAAGUUCAAAUAAGAGCCAAUGAGUACUUGAGCAAGAUAGUUGAACAAGCUUCGUUACAUUUUUUCGUUACGGCUCGCAUUAAUGAGACAAAGAAGAUAUUGGCCAAACAGAAGAUUGUGGCACUGCAAGUGCCUGAGCUACGUAUCAAGGCUCUUGGAGAGAAGAUAGUUGGCAAAGAAAUGACAGUGUUGGUGGAGUUUACAAAUCCAUUAAAGAAGAAACUCCAGAAUGUUUUCUUGCGAGUUGGUGGACCUGGUCUCAUGAGGACUAAAAGUCAAACUUUCAGGGAAGUUCCACCAAAUUCGACACUGAAUUGGGAAGAGAAAUGUAAACCAAUGAGAGCCGGUGCAAGAAAAUUAAUUGCUACACUUGAUUGCGAUACCCUGCGCCAUGUUUACGGGGAGCUGGAUCUAGUGAUUUUGAGUGACAGUUCUCAGUGAAUGGUCUGUCUCCAAUAUUAGUCAUGUCAUAUUAUCCUAGUUAAAUCAGUUAUAUCCUAUGGGAGACAGAAAUGUAUACAGUUGCAAUUUACUAAAAAGUCAUAGCAUGAAAAGAAUUCUAACUGCCUGAUUGUUUCUCCUUUAAGACAAUAAUAAUAAUCCCUUGCUUAUAGCAAUGUUCUGUAAUAAUCAAAUAAAAACAUAUACAAAUCAUAAUAACAAUAAAAUAACAUUUGUUUCUA
Molecule: messenger RNA, 2567 nt
Organism: Pelobates fuscus (common spadefoot toad)
Lineage: Eukaryota; Metazoa; Chordata; Amphibia; Anura; Pelobatidae
Gene: F13A1
Product: coagulation factor XIII A chain
Exons: 15
Coding region: 97-2325 (742 amino acids)
Biological process (GO): blood coagulation, fibrin clot formation; peptide cross-linking
Molecular function (GO): protein-glutamine gamma-glutamyltransferase activity
Source: RefSeq, a predicted model, not a curated record